AGUGAAAACCGAAACGAAACGAAAGAAUAGCUGGCCCUUGAAAAAUUCGCAUUGCUUUCAAUUCAUUAAUAAUGCAUUGAUUAAUAUUAAAAAAAAAGGAAAGAUAAACAAAAUAAAAACAAGCCCAGUCAGAGAGCAAAUGAAGGCAGCAAAUUGUGUGUUGUUGUAGUGUUGAGAAGGCUUUUGAGUGUGCAGAAGUAACUGCUAUCAAAUUUUAAAAGUGAAUUCUAUGUGAUGCGAAUGCUAAAAGUGUUGUAAUCUAUAAUUUGCUACACACACACAGACCGAGAGAGAGAGACGACUCAAGACGCCCCCGCAUUGCCCUUGAAGCUUACUUACGUCUCUGUUGUAUGUACAUUCCAUUUAUAUACACUUCUAAGUGGUAAAAAACAAGAGAAACAGAGAGCGAGAGAGAGAGAGGAGACACGAUUCGAUUUUUCACAACAAGACGUGAAAAGAAAUUGAUGAUAUUCAUCUAAAAAAAAGCCAAACAAAAAAAAAAACUAAAUAACUAAAACAAAAUCGUAUAACUAAACCCUUGGAUAUCAUAAUGGAUGUGCUCAAUCAGAUACUAAGCAUUAACAAUGGUGGAGCCUAUGGCGGGGGCAAAGCUGGUGGAGCCUUUGAUCCCCUAACAUUUGCCAUGAAACCCCAAGUUGUCAUACGGGGACUCUGCUGGCUCUUUUCGAUUGUGGUCUUUGGUUGCAUAUCAUCGGAGGGUUGGGUGGAAAAGGAGGGCAAGGAAUAUUGCCUUUAUAAUGGUGAUGGCAUGGCCUGUAAAUAUGGCAAUACAAUCGGUGUAUUUGGAUUUUUAGCCUCCAUGGGUUUCAUUGGCGGUGAAUUUCUCUUCGAACGCAUGUCAUCGGUGAAGAGCAGGAAACGUUAUGUCAUGGCGGAUAUGGGUUUUUCAGCUUUGUGGGCCUUUAUGUACUUUGUAUCCUUCUUGUACUUGUGGUCACAAUGGAGCUCAGCGCCCAUGCCACCCUUGGGCAUUGGAGCCGGCAGCAUGAAGACGGCCAUUGUAUUCAGUUUCUUUUCUAUCUUUACUUGGGGCUUGUGUGCUCUUAUGGCAUACAAACGUUUCCUGAUCGGAGCUGGAGAUGAGUUCACCUCAGCCUUUGAGACAGAUCCAGCCAAUGUAGUGCACCAGCAGGCCUAUGGCUAUUCUAUGGACAAUGAUAAUGAGCAAUAUAGCGCUUCACCGUUUGGUCAACCCCAGCAGGGCAUGGAUCCUCAGUCUGGCAUGGAAUAUCAGCAACCCACCUAUUAAGGUAAAGGAUAACCCACACGCCCAAAAAUCCUCUCUUACACUCACACUAUUUUGUAGUGCAAAAGAAAUGGCAAUAUUGAAAAAGUUUUACACCAAAAAAUGAAAAUACUAACAAACGGAUUAUAGAAAACACUUUACACCGAUAUCGAACAUAUAAUGCCACGCAUUUGCUUUGAUCAGAAGAAAUAACAACAAAGAAAAAAACUAAAUCCCUAUACAGAAUAAAAAAUACAUAAUAAUAAUAAUAAUUUAUAAGCCUAGCCCCUUAAGUUAAAUGUGCAAGAGUUUUUUGUAGUGGAAAUUUGUUGCAAUAAUAUGUAUAUAUAUAUAUAUUAUAUUAUAUAUAUAUAUAUAUAUCUAUAAACUUAUAUACCUACCUGUGUAUUGUGUACUCGAUAUGCUUUUGAAUGUUGUUAGUUAUUUAGUAUUUAUAUAUUAUUCUAAAAAACAAGAACGAAAACAAAUUUCUUUUGUGCAAAACACAAACUGGCGGCCCUCUGGUCUCUAGAUAUCCGCAAUCUUAGCUCAUGACAAUAGCUUCUUCAGAUUCCUUCAAUUUGUUUUCGCUUCUUUUUAGAGAAAUUUACACAGACAAGAAAUUACUACAGUAAUCCCCCCACUAGUUGAACAAAACAGACUCCAAAACAUAUCCAUUUCAAAAACUCUUUUUCAAAAAUACACACACUAGAAACAGUUUGUUUGUUUCCCCUCUCCUUUUUGCUGAUAUCUGGUGAUCAGUUUUUGUGGGCUUAUAUGGAAAACAAUAAUAAA
This is a messenger RNA of Drosophila willistoni, 2041 nucleotides long. It is a transcript of the gene Syngr, whose product is annotated as synaptogyrin. The record is from RefSeq and is a predicted model, not a curated record. The coding region runs from base 551 to 1270 and encodes 239 amino acids. The transcript has 5 exons. Gene Ontology annotation, cellular component: synaptic vesicle membrane; neuromuscular junction. NCBI's taxonomy places the organism in Eukaryota, Metazoa, Arthropoda, Insecta, Diptera, Drosophilidae.